UUCUUAUUUUUAGGGUACUAAGAUUCGUUGCUCAUGCAAGAAUGAUCACAUGUUUCGUGUUGAACGUGAUUUGCCUUUGGGAGUAUGGCGUUUGAUUACAAAGUUUUCGCUCUCAAAUGCAACUGGUCAAUACCGACCAACCAACCAUGCUUACAAGAUGUCUAUUAUAGGUGACAGUAAGAUUAAGGAUUCAGAUUUCCAUUGCGAUGAUAUGUUCUUCUCUUUUGCAAGUUUUGAAGAUGUUGGUAAUGGGAGUAUUAAAUCACAUUUUUUGAUCGAAGUAAUCGGUCAAGUUGAGAGCCUUAAAGACGUUCAAACUGUUCAAGUUAAGCAAAAAGACAGGAAAAAAGUUGAAUUUCGUCUACGUGACACCAAGGGUGAGACUAUUGCAUGUUGUCUGUGGGGAAAAUAUGCUGAGCAAAUUGAAUCUCAUGUUCAAGAGGCAAAUGACCCAAAUAUGAUUUUGGUUAUAAGAUUUACAAAGAUCGGUUUUUAUCAAGAUUGA
Brassica oleracea var. oleracea is the source of this 505-nucleotide messenger RNA. RefSeq lists its product as uncharacterized. The record is from RefSeq and is a predicted model, not a curated record. Lineage: Eukaryota; Viridiplantae; Streptophyta; Magnoliopsida; Brassicales; Brassicaceae. The transcript is spliced from 4 exons. Bases 50 to 505 code for a protein of 151 amino acids.